GGAUCACACAAAUGUGGGUGGGGUCGCUUUGAUGCGCAACCAGACAGCAAUGUGCACUCCACAGCAAAGCCCAAAGUCCAUUUAAACUUCAGUAAGAACAAAUAGCCUGCAGGAGAAGAGCGGGGAGGGGGCGUGUGGGCUGCUUCCUUUAGUCUCAAACAAAGAUUGGUGAGAUAUACUCAGCAGAGAAUUACAUAAAGCUGUAAGGAGGAAUAACCCUGACUGGACAAAAACUGAGAGGGUACAGGGUGAGGGACCGAGCAGUUGCAAGUCUUCGAGUCGUGAGUAGGACGUUUAUUUUGCGCGUUUAUCCCUGAUUGAGAGGUUUUCUGUGCACCUUUUCCUACUCAGCCUCCUAGUAUUUAUCAUCAUGGCAUGGCCGUGCAUCACGCGUGCUUGCUGCAUCAACCGCUUCUGGACCGAGCUGGACAAAGCGGACAUAGCGGUGCCUUUGGUUUUCACCAAAUACUCGGAUGUGGCCGACGUGCAGCAUCUGCCCCAUCACCCGCAGCCGAAACAGAGGGCCGGCGCCAUUGCCAUAGAAACCCAGCCCCAUCACGGCGAGCAGGAGGCUGCGACGGCACCGCCCGCGACGGGUGCCGCAGCGGGCAAAGAUGGCUCUUCUGCGUCCGUCAUGCGCCAAGACUUCAAGGCGUGGAGAGUGCGCCCCGAGCCCAGCUGCAAACCCAGAAAUGAGUACCAACCCUCGGCGGCCCCGUUCAAUACCGAAACUCAGUAUCAGAAGGAUUACAAACCCUGGCCUAUACCGAAAAAACACGACCACCCUUGGAUCCCAAAACCCAGCCCCACCGCCGCUGCCGCCUCCGCCGCCGCUGGUGCUGCUGCCGCUACCACCACCUCCGCCGGGCCAGAGCGCAGCGCAGCGAGCGGCAAGCUGGAGCACGCGGCAGCCGAGGCCGAGAGCGGCGUGGAGAAGAGCGAGAUCGAGGAGAAGAUGCAGGAGAAAGAGUCAAAGGAGGUGACGAAGAAAAGCGUGAAGAGGGAAAAGUCAGCAGAGAGAAAAACAGGUGAGAAGACGGAGGGACAGAUGCCUGCAGAUGUGACCGCCGAGCAGAAGAAAGGCAGAGCAGCUGCAGACGCUCUCAACAGACAGAUCAAGGAGGUUAUGUCGACUUCCAGCAGCUACAGAACUGAGUUCAAGGCAUAUAAGGAUGUGAAACCAGUGAAGCCCAUCAAAGCUCCAUCUCAGUAUAAACCCCCAGUGGAGGAGUCCAGUCUGGAGACCAGCUACAGUGCCACAUUCAAGGGGGAGCAGGUGAAGGCUCUCCCCACUGACAACAAGCUGCUGGAGCGCAGGAGGAUACGCAGCCUGUACAGUGAGCCUAGCAAGGAGGCUGCCAAGGUGGAUAAACCAGUGUCUCGCACCAAACCAAAAAAGACACCAACAACAACAACAGGAAAGAUGGUGAAAAAAGCAAAAGAGAAGCAGAUUGCUAGUUCCCAGUCAGCCAAGAAGAAACCUUCUUUGACCGCCGCAGAACCCAAACCAGAGGGAGCUGUCACAAAGAAGAGCAAAGAGAUCAGCAAUAGACUGGCUGAGGCAAAGCAGUAGAAGUUACAUCUCCACACUUUUAUGUGCGUGAUCAAAGGUUACUUGACGAAUUAGGCAAAUCUCUUCCCUUUGGUUUAUUUCCUUACCUGUUGUUUUUGCUGUCCUGUCACAUAUUGUUCACCUUUGAAUGGGCACCGAUGUUGAGCUUUUAGGAUAAUGCAAAUAACUUUCACUGUAUACUGUGUGUGUGAAUGUGUGUUUGUGAGUGUGUGAAAAUAUGUGAUUGCUUGUGUUUUGGUGCACAGAACCGCUUAUUAAUUGAGCACAUCAUUUGCACAUUAUUUAUAUGAGUUCUGUUUGACAUCAGACUACAAAAAAGAGCCAUCUGUACACAUGCUACAUGUGUAUGAAAGGACAUUUUUACCAUUGUCUGAAUGGAUGGGAGUUGAGAGCUAUAUUAAAAUGAUUGUAGAAAAUGUCAAGGGGAUGCUUUUUCUCUGAGACUGUAUCACAUGAGAGGUUUUGUUAAAAUACAGUUUUACGGUUGCGUUCCUAGUUACAGUGCCUCCGCUGUAUGGUCCUGGUUUUCAUUUCAUUGUUCUGGAUGAUAUCUGGUUUCAUCAGUUUGGUUGCUAAGAAACCAAAUGACCUGUAAUAUAAUUGCUAAAGCUUGCAUGCAAGACCCCGUUUUUGGUUGAGUAGCAACAUUUUAGCAGACUAUACUGUAUGUCACAGUCACAUUUUAGCUUGUAAAUCGAGCCAUUAAAGAUAAAUGUAUAGGGGUAAGACCUUUUCAAAUAUAAUGCAUGUGUAGUAAUAGACUGAUCACACCAAAAGGUACAUACAGUAAGUAAAAUCAUAAAAUAGUCUAGUGGCUGUUAAAGCUAUAAAAUAAACACACCAGCAAUAUGGUUUCACCCACAAACAUAUUUCUUGCAAUUUAAAUGGAGAUCCGCUCCUUUAAUUUAACAGGAAUACUGCAGUUUUUACAAUGACUCAGUAUUUUGUGGCAUUGUGCUCCAUCAUCUCCUCUGAGCUGUGACGCUGUAAUUGUGCUAAAUAAGAAAAAAAAAAGAAGAGAUGCACAUAGGCCUGAAAACCUGUUGUAUUUACUCAAUAAUUUUCACUAUGAAUGGGCUGAUCUCUCCAGGUGUUGAAAGACAAGGAAUGGGCCAGGACUUGAAGUUCAGCUCUUUAAAAUGCUGCUGUCUGAAAAUGCGCAAACCACAUCUGUUCAUUGUGAGCGUGACAUGAGGCGUUUUUACUAAAAUGUCAUCACACCCUAUCCCUCUCUCCACUUGUAAACACAGUAAGUCGUCUGCCAUGAUACCCUCAGUGGCCAACAGUGUGUGAGGGCCCAGUCGAGCACUAACCACCGUGAGUCUGCUUCCAGUUUUAGCUUCCGUCAGUGUGUGUGUGCGUGUGUGCGCGUGUGUGUGUGCGUGCGCGCAUGUGUGUGUGCGUGAAUGAGAGACUUUUUUGUGUGUGACCUCUACAGCCUGCUGCCUGCUAGCAUCAAGUCUGACCCAACCACAAGAAGUGCUGCUAUGCACUCCAACACCCUGGUGCUAUAUCUCUCAUCAUAUAUGCUGUCUGGUUUGUACUGCGGGUGGCGUCAGACCAGAGUGAAAUGAUGAUAUGACAAUGUCAUACCGCUGCAGACAUGUUGUGAUUUUGUGCUUGUAUUCUCAGCUUGCUCUGAAUGAACUCUGAUUAAAAUGAUGAUACAGAA
Molecule: messenger RNA, 3245 nt
Organism: Seriola aureovittata
Lineage: Eukaryota; Metazoa; Chordata; Actinopteri; Carangiformes; Carangidae
Gene: map6b
Product: microtubule-associated protein 6b
Exons: 3
Coding region: 371-1573 (400 amino acids)
Biological process (GO): regulation of microtubule cytoskeleton organization; cytoskeleton-dependent intracellular transport; microtubule cytoskeleton organization
Cellular component (GO): cis-Golgi network; microtubule; Golgi-associated vesicle
Molecular function (GO): microtubule binding; calmodulin binding
Source: RefSeq, a predicted model, not a curated record